UACCAACGUGGCGCUAUACUAACAGAGCCUCACCCUUGCAACUUGUGGUUUUUACCUUUUAUCUUCAGUUAUAUCGGUGUGGUUUUUGGUUACUACCUCAUAGAGAUACUCUGUAGAGAGACGAUCUCGUACGCGAGUCAUCCGUCUCAAAGUCAAAGGUUAAGCACACUUACAUGAGUCCCCUCGAGGUGCUACGACACGAGAGGCCAGGUGCCGAGGUUCUAAAUCCGGUGACAUCUCAUGCAUUUGGGAGUUUGCUCGAGGUAUCUGAUAGUCGAAAACGUCGAAUCUGAAAAGCCUCGCAAUGGGAGGACUUCAAAAUUGUAUGGCCCGCAUUGGGUUGGCGGUUUUGGCAGUUCUGGCUCCAACCGCGACGGCUAUGCACGACAAUAGAUAUCAGAUCCACCAGUUGGAAAAGAAUCAUAACAUCUUGCGCCACCCAAAACGCGAAGCUACUUGCCAACAAUCAGGCUUCACGCUAUGUCCUGCUUCCGCAGAUGGUGGAUGUUGUCCCGAAAAUUAUGCCUGCGCCAUAUCGUCCUGUUAUGCCACAACGGCGGGACCUACGUCUGCAUGUGGAACAACAGGAUAUUAUAACUGUCCAUUAACAGCUGGUCCAGGGGCCUGUUGUCCCGUGGGUUUUCUUUGCGGGCGCGACACAGAAGACUGCUUGCCGCCGGCCGGAGUAUCAUAUUCGCAAUCGUGCCCAUCAUCGUGGUUUGGUUGCGCAGCUUCUCUUGGGUACGGUUGUUGCCCAGACGGGAUGGUCUGCGGAAGCGCUACUUGUUAUGGAACCUCCUUAAAAACGCUUCCGGUAAGCGAAACGGUAACCACUACUAACUCUAAGGGAAAUACUAUUACGACAGUGGUCACAAGCUCUUCAGUCAUCUCCCCGGGUCCGGAUCCAUCGGACACAUCGUCUGCCACAGCCGCUGGCGUAGCGAAGUUGAUUCCCAGUACCGUCUCUAAGUCGCCAGCUCUUGAGACUGGUAGCGGCGGUGGUAGCGGUAACAGCAGUGGUAACGGCCUCAGCCAGGCCCAGAUUGGCGGUAUAGUUGGGGGUGCUAUCGCAUUGCUAGCUGUCAUAAUCGUCAUCGCUGCGAUUAUUAUAUGGCGGCUUAAACGGACGGAGAAAGCUGCCAAAGCUGCGGCAAAGUCCAGACACGGGAAUUCCAGCGGCGAACCGCGCUCGCAGAAAUCGGGCUAUGGACAAUUGUCAGUAUCUGAAGUCGACGGUACGGACGUGGAUUCUAUCAUGCGGACCCGGAACGCCCACUUUCGAGCCCGAUCCGACUCGUCCACCGCUGGCGAGCAAUCCCGUUCGGAGACGCCAAACUACUACGGCUCCAAUGCUUCCACGACGCCGCCCGCUUGGCCCGGAUAUUCCCCCCAGCUUCCAGGAUCCGACGCAUCAGACGGUCGCCAGUCAAGUCUAGAUUCCUACGGCGCACGUCACGAUAACGGGUACUUUCCCGCACGACCCAGCGUCGACUCGCAGACACCUCAUACGCACGCGCGCAAAUGGAGCGACGCGAGCGAAUUAGACGGCAGUAUCGUCGGCGCGCAUGGCGUAUCAGAAUUAGGCAGUCCUGACGCCCUCGAGGCGGCAAGGCGGCGGUCUAACAGCUCAACGCGCCCUCCCAGGGGCCAAGUCAGACGGACCAGCGACCCACCCGGGAACUCGCGAGGGACGCGCGGUGAGGGUGUGACACCGACAGCAGCCACUCUAGGAACGCUUGCCGAGAUUAGCGAACUACAUGGAUAUUAUGGAUCUCCAGAUAUUGCAGUUGGGCAGACUGCGGCGAGGCUCAACAAAAAGAAUUCAGCUAUUAGCUCAUCGCCGGGUUACGACACAUAGAUACGUUGUACUACGACGCUGACUUAUAUGACCGAAGUCUAAAUAUCCAUCACGGGGGAUGGACGGCUUAUACACAAUUUACACUUGAGGGUAUAUUGUUGCUAGGUCUGUAUUGGUCGAAGGGUUAAAACGGGAGGUUGCUCUACAACGCUUUUUACCGUAUUUUGGUGGGAGGAGCUCGUACGGCGUUUAUCGGUUAUACCCACACGAUCCUACUGUUAUUUGACAUACUUCCUAUAUGAUUCUAGGGCGGGCACUCGGCGCUGAUGGAAAAUUGCUAGGGUCGUUUAU
Daldinia loculata is the source of this 2149-nucleotide messenger RNA. RefSeq lists its product as uncharacterized. The record is from RefSeq and is a predicted model, not a curated record. The coding region runs from base 305 to 1858 and encodes 517 amino acids. NCBI's taxonomy places the organism in Eukaryota, Fungi, Ascomycota, Sordariomycetes, Xylariales, Hypoxylaceae. The transcript has 2 exons.